Branchiostoma belcheri (Belcher's lancelet) is the source of this 4357-nucleotide messenger RNA. RefSeq names its product GA-binding protein alpha chain-like. Gene Ontology annotation, molecular function: DNA-binding transcription factor activity, RNA polymerase II-specific; sequence-specific DNA binding. Lineage: Eukaryota; Metazoa; Chordata; Leptocardii; Amphioxiformes; Branchiostomatidae. The record is from RefSeq and is a predicted model, not a curated record. Gene Ontology annotation, cellular component: nucleus. The transcript is spliced from 11 exons. Bases 136 to 1644 code for a protein of 502 amino acids. Gene Ontology annotation, biological process: cell differentiation; regulation of transcription by RNA polymerase II.
GAGAAUCUGCCUGAUCUUCUCAUCGUGUAACGUUAUCAUCAGGGAGGGAGAAGGAUAGAGCUAACUGAUAACCUGGCUGUACCCGACGUCCAAGCACCGAGACUUGCGUAGUCUAUUACAGUGGUGAAGCCCAGGAUGUCCAAACGUGUGACGGAAGAGAUUGUCAUUGUGGAGGGAGGAGAGGAGAAGAGGAUGAGAGUGGAGGAUGGAAACGACGAGUCAGAGGAAGUUGUAACAGAGAUGGCGUCCGCUGUGGCUGUCACAACGGUAUCAGUCAUCACCCAGGCGAUCCACAUCAACGAACCAAUCGGCUCCCUGCGACAGCUUCUGGAGCCCAGGGUGCAGUCAUCGCUAGAAAGCCACAACAUCUACCUCCAAGAUAUACCUCUGGACCCAGGACAGAGCCUGUUUGACCAGGGUGUGAAGACAGACGGUGUUGUCCAGCUGAGUGUCCAGAUUGUGUCCAACACAGGUGGGGAGUAUAUGUCCAACCCAGUGAACAGUUGUCCUGUUGUAGGAGAGGAGGCUCGCCUGAACAUUCUGGAGGUGGUGAAACCUAUCCAGGAGACCAUAGAACUGGCUGUACCACUGGAGGAAGCACAUCAGGAGCAGGUUGUGGCGGCGGUGUCCGAUAUCGGUACAGAAGUGGUGACAACGGAGGAGACAGAGACGACGCGGGAGCUGGAGCUGGCCACCGUGAUGACGGUCUCCCCGGACGUCGCCUCACAGAUCCACGCCGGGGACGCGGCGGCGCGCACCAUGGUCCCACUGUCGGAGGAGUCGGACCACGUCACCAGAUGGGCCGUCUGUCAGAACUUCAGGAAGGAGCAGGAGAUCAAGGGCAUUCCUCUGGAUCCCAUGGAGUGGACAGAAGAGAAUGUUGCCCAGUGGGUGGAGUGGGUGUCACAGGAGUUUGCCCUGGAUGGCAUGGAUCCCCACCACUUCCAGGCCACCGGCAAGGACCUGUGCAGUCUGCAGCAGAAAGACUUCCUGGCCAGGGCACCUGCGGGCAAGGGGGAAAUCCUCUGGACUCACCUGGAGCUGCUCAGGAAAUCCAUUCACCCCAUCUCUACUGUGGAAGUUGUUGCCUCAGAAGGUUUAACAACAGUUACACAAGCAGGUGUGAGACAGGUGGUCACAGCCCCCACUAAGACAAUCAAGGUGCUGACCACCAAGGCAGCCAGCAUCAGCCGGCCGCGGUCGCCCCGCAUCAUGGGCGGGGAGGAGAGGAGCUCCCCGGGGAACAGGACAGGUAACAAUGGACAGAUCCAGCUGUGGCAGUUCCUUCUGGAGCUGUUAACAGACAAGGACUCCCGGGAUGUCAUCAGCUGGGUGGGAGAAAACGGGGAGUUCAAGCUGAACCAGCCGGAGAUCGUGGCACAGAAGUGGGGCAUGAGGAAGAACAAACCGGCCAUGAACUAUGAGAAACUUAGCAGGGCCUUGAGGUACUACUAUGAUGGGGACAUGAUUGCCAAAGUCCACGGGAAGCGGUUUGUAUACAAGUUUGUUUGUGACCUGAAGCAGCUGCUGGGCUACAGCGCAGGGGAGCUCAGCAGACUGGUGUCCGAGGCAGAGCAGAAGAAAAUGUCGCACAGCAGGAGAACGGCCAGCCUCCUAGCGGCCAGCCCGGGAACUUCAGACUAGUUUUGUUAGUAUCCUCUUAGGCCCCCUUUCUACUGGACGUCGAUCGCUGACCAACCAUACUGUGAGCAAAGUUGGGGGUGUGUGACCCUUGUUUUUAUGAUUGAAAUAUGAUGAAUGAUGUUUAAGUCUGGCUUAAAAGACAACACAAGAUGUAAAAUAAAAAACAUCUGUGCUUUGUAUCUGAAAUUUGUUGAGCCAUCUGUCAAAUGUUGUUAGGUAGCUUCAUGGUUGCUCAGCAGUCAAAGCCUCUAGUGGCAAGGGGGUGUAGUACUCUACAGGUAUUCCAUUUUAAUGCAUUUGUAAUGACUAGUUGGACAGAUUACAUGUGAUAUCUCAUAAAACAUUUAUUUGACGAAAUCUAUGUUGUCACAAGUACCACUGCUGAAAAAAAUGUCAAUUACCAGGGGUAAGCAAUGCCCACAUCUUCUUGCACAAUCAUUUUGUGUUAUGUUUACAGGUGAAAGCUUUAAAAGUAUGGGAGGCAAAAGUUUGACAUUUCCAAACAUCCUACUACAGUUACCGUGAAGCCUUGUGAUGAUUGAGAGUAGUAUAACACACCUUAACCAUUCUCUGUGUCCUGUCUAGGAAACAUGAAAUCUGUGAUUUGCAUAAAAAUGCUUUUUGGAGACAUAGAGGGAAUAAGCUUCCAUUACUACCUGGCUGGGCAUUGGUUUGGAAAUAUGACUGUAGCAUAAGUUCCAGUUCAGGGAUGUUUGAAGGUAAUUGUAUAGAUUCUGAAAUAGAUUUACAAGUAUAGAUGUACAUACAGUUGAUGUUAGGAAACAUGGUGGGACCAGAUACAUUUAACAUCUUCACAGGAAGUACUCCUACUGAUAAUCAAAGUGAAAGGGGUUAGUUUAUACCAUCAGUAUUUUCAGAACUAUACAUGACAAGUAUGGACUUUUAAGUUGUCCAAAGAAGGUAGUUCUUUCCUGUAAAUAUUUUAGAAGUUAAUGAAAUGAUACUGUUGAUUAGAACAAAGGUGGUGAGGAGUAAAUGCUACGGUUGGACUAGUUAAUUGCUUGGAUGGACAUGUACAGCAGUUCAAUAUAAUAGAGAAGUUGAUGUGAAAGAUUUUAAUGCUACUGUAGUAUUACAAAUGUUUGUCACAGGUAGACAGACUUUGGUUCCAGCAUCAAUACAAGAAAUGUGUCAGUUUCCUCAGCAGGGUUUAGGUCUGUGUGGGUUGUUGCUAGCUUAGGGCACAUAUUGUACAAUUAUAUGAUUGCAAACCUAGGGAAUUCUUGGGAUACAUGUAUACAGAAUGUAGCUGUUUUGUUAUGGAAUAGUCUGUCUUAGGUCAAUGUCAGUGAUUCGUCCUCCUACAGACUACUUAGAAAUUCUGCUGAAUCAAAAUUGUAGUACGAAUGUAGCUACCCUGUUAGAAUUAACAUACCAGGUACAUAUAGACUGGAGGGAGAGGUUCUCUCACCUACCAUUUGUAGUGUUGUAAGAUUGCUCGAAUGAAUCAUGUUCUAUCACCAAGAAAUGAAGUGGUCCAACCUUGCAGUAAGAACCACUCAAAAUGAUGACUAUGAGCUGCCUUUGAACAUUGUCAUGCUUGUUUUCAAAACAAAAGUGCUAUUUUUGUAUCAAAACUAUCUUUGGAGCAUGCCGUCUUUGUAUACACUUUACAUGUACAUUGUACUGACUGUAGAUAUUGUAAAUGGUUACUAAAGGCAAGGUUACCCAGUAUUUCAAUUUAUAGUACAACAACAUCAUGUGCCAUUCUUAUCUUAAAAGUUCAUCUGUGUUGGUAGAAGUCAUUAUGCAGCAAGAUUAAAAUGUAAUUUCCAACACAAGAAAUUAGACAUUGAAUCAGGGCAUUGCAACCAACCAACAGAGACAGGGGGUGCCACAGACUUUCUGCAACCUAUGAUCCACUGCUCACGGAGGCACGUGUGUUAUCUGCGUGACGUCACAGAAGCAGUGGAUUGUUAAUUCCUUGACAACGACUGGAGUUGUACAGUCGAAAAUUUGGGUGAGUCCAAUUUCUUGUGUUGGAAAUUACAGUUGCAUCUUGCUGCAUAAUGUGCCAUUCUUAUGUGACCUUCAUGAAGGCAUGUUGUUUUGGGUCCGAAGUACUCCAAAGACAGGUUUAUAGGUCUUUGAGCUUGCUACAUUUUUAUUUGAACAAUUCUGUGUGUUUACCAAACUGUGUACACUUAUAUCUUAACAAGCCCUAUUAUAGGAUUUGUGUCUGCUGUAGACUAAGGCCACACCAAUUUUAAUUGGUUGGUUCUUUGAUUUAAUAUACUUAUGCUGAACUGCAAAAUCAACAUGGAAACAGACUCUGAGGAGAAAGUCUGUACCUUGGUACACACAGUACCAGGAAACGAGUGUAGCUCAAGUUUUCCUCCUUGCCAGUUUUCAUAUUGACUGAUGGCUGAAUUUUUACUAAAAAAUAUCUGGGAACCACGAAAAGAAAUUGGUGUGGCCCAACCUGCAGCAUAUUGUUAAUCAAUGUCAGUUUCCAAGUUUUGCCUUAUCAGUAGCCUGCAAAUGUCUAUAUGGAUGACCAAAUACAGACUAAUGUUGGCUAAACAUAAGUACAUCUACAAUGUGUAGUCUUAUGUUACUGUGAAAUUUAGUUAUUGUGCAUAAUCAUACGUUGUUCAAAUCAAUGUGGACAAUAAUAGGUUCAGUUACUAUAGAGAUGUUCUGAUAUAUAUGCACAAUGCACUUUUACAUCAGUAAAAGGAGAUACCACAGA